UUCUCAGGCGCCUUGUGUCUAAAGGGACUUUCUAUGGGACUCCAGGGGGCUCGGAGAGUCCUUGCAGCGAGCACGUCUGAGGAGCGGCCCCUCUAGAGCCCCCCGAUCAAAGCGCAGUCGCCCUGCCAUACUUCACUAAGACUGGGACAGAGACCAUUUGUCUUGCCCUUUGCUACAUCGGAACGCAACUCGCUUCCUUUCCGCUCCUCGUGCGCACUUGGCUUCUCCAGAGCCGCUCAGAAGCUUGCAAAAUGGUUGGAUUCAAGCCCGCCGAUGUCCCCCCGACAGCCAUGGUGAAGUUCCUAGGAGCUGGGAUGGCCGCAUGCAUAGCAGAUCUGAUCACCUUUCCCCUGGACACGGCGAAAGUCAGACUGCAGAUCCAAGGGGAGACCAGGUCGGCAGCUAACACAAACGCUGCUCAGUACAAAGGGGUCUUUGGCACCAUUGCCACCAUGGUGAAGACGGAAGGUCCCACGAGCCUGUACAAUGGCCUGGUGGCUGGGCUCCAGCGUCAGAUGAGCUUCGCGUCCGUCCGUAUCGGGCUGUACGACUCCGUGAAGCAAUUCUACACCAGGGGAUCAGAGCGUGCCAGCAUCAGUAGCCGACUCCUGGCUGGAUGUACCACAGGAGCGAUGGCUGUGGCCAUUGCCCAGCCAACAGACGUGGUGAAAGUGAGGUUCCAGGCCCAGGCCCAAGUGGAGGGUGGCAGGCGAUACCAAGGGACGCUGGAUGCCUAUAAGACCAUUGCCAAGGAGGAGGGACUCAAAGGGCUGUGGAAAGGAACAUCCCCCAACGUAGCCCGUAACGCGAUUGUGACUUGCACAGAAUUGGUGACUUAUGACCUGAUAAAGGACAUGCUGCUCAAACACAACCUCAUGACUGAUAACCUCCCAUGUCACUUCACCUCUGCUUUUGGGGCUGGCUUCUGCACCACGCUCAUUGCUUCCCCCGUCGAUGUAGUGAAGACCAGAUACAUGAACUCUGCCCCUGGUCACUAUGGAAGUGCCGUCAGCUGUGCUCUUACCAUGCUGAGGAAGGAGGGGCCCAUGGCUUUCUACAAGGGGUUCAUGCCCUCGUUCCUGCGGCUGGGAUCCUGGAACGUGGUGAUGUUUGUGACCUAUGAGCAGCUGAAACGUGCCAUGAUGGCUGCCCACAGUUCCUGGGAGGCCCCUUUCUGAGCCUGCCAUGGGUGCAGCUUACAGAUGUGGCAUGAGCCUGCGCUAGCACUGACUGUCCUGUCUGCUCUGAGAUUGGCUCCGGACACUUCCAAGCUGCCUUCAGUCACUAAUGUGUCAGCCUCUAGUCUCUGAUCCUCUUCUGGAACAAAGCUGGACCUGCAGGGAGGAGCCGUAGCUGUCGUCCCCUGGGAGUGGGAGCAGGAGCCUCUGCUCUAGUAGGGAAUGUGUUGACCCUUUAAAUUGGGCUUUGUUUUUUAAUGGCAAGUUUGCUUCUUCCAAAUUAGAAAGGCAAAUGUACAUCCCCCCCGCCCCCAGUGCCAAGAUCUGAUGGACCUAGGCUGAUGAGACCCUCUGAGCUGUAGUAAGAGACAGGAAUUGGAGUUAGCCACAUCCCAGAUGCUAAGCCCUGUAUGAGCAGUCUGGUAGCUGGCAGUAAAAUCCCUCCAUCAGGGAGUGAGAUCCUUCCCUGAUGGCAUGAUGGGAACCAACCUUCAACUGGAUCGUUCCAAGGGCUAAUCACAAGAGCCUACGUGUUCAGACUGGCGGGCCUGGCCUGAACAUUAGGCUGCCUUACUCUGUAUUUCAGAGACUUGACUUUUCCAGCUGCAGAGCUCUGAACUCCCCUCAGCUCAGCAGAAGGGGCAGAUUCUUGGUGCCUUUUUUUAACAACCAAGCCACUUAUUUACAUGCCUUAAUAUGGAUUAGGGGACCUGACUUCUAGGCACCCAACACUUUAAACGGCUGGCCUAGAGCUUUAUGUAGCAGCUGUUCCAAGGUCUAGUCAAGGAGUAAGGAUUCUAGUGCAGUGAUGCUGGAAGUUUGAGGAGGGUGGGUCAGGCAGAUUGAUGGGGAUUUUUUUUUAAAGUCCUAGUAACUUUAUUUUUUAAUUUUAAGUGGAAAGAAUGUUGUUGGCCCCCAAGGUUCCUGCUGUUAACACUGUUUUGAUGAAACAGCAGGUGUGUGGAGGAGCAACAAUGACCUUGUGGUAGGGGUGAGUUCAGGUCUUAAAAUAAAGCUGGAGUCAAACUCAUAGCCUG
Dermochelys coriacea (leatherback sea turtle) is the source of this 2215-nucleotide messenger RNA. RefSeq names its product mitochondrial uncoupling protein 2-like. Gene Ontology annotation, biological process: mitochondrial transport; mitochondrial transmembrane transport; response to cold. The transcript has 7 exons. Bases 252 to 1178 code for a protein of 308 amino acids. Gene Ontology annotation, molecular function: oxidative phosphorylation uncoupler activity. Gene Ontology annotation, cellular component: mitochondrial membrane. Lineage: Eukaryota; Metazoa; Chordata; Testudines; Dermochelyidae. The record is from RefSeq and is a predicted model, not a curated record.